AUUUCUUGCAGUGAUUUCUAGAUCAACGCAUAUUAUAAUAAAGUAAUAAUAUGAAAUUCAGUAAUUAUUUAAUGUUGUGUUUGUGCAGUUUCAUUCAGGAUUCUAAUGAAGUUAUAUUUCAAAGAUCUAUCGAAGCAAUAGGAGUUUCAUAUUAUAAGAUUUCAUUUAGAUUAGGAACUUGUCAGGAAACUCUCCUGUUUUCCGAAAACAAAGCGUGGCCUACCGCUCGAAUGAACAGAAUAUUGGAUAUUUAUUACAAAAGCGAAAUAAAUGAGUUAGCUGUAUCGAGUGUGGAAAUUAAACUAGUAAUAAACAACACAGAUUGUGUUGGCACUUCGAAGCGUGGCGUUGGCUUUCCUGAAUUUUCAGCUACUAUAUUUUUUUCAACGAACAUGGCUGCUAUAUUUUAUUCUCUUAAGAUUUAUACCUGCAACCAAGCUUUUGACACAGAUUUGGUAGUUAAUGAUGAGAACCUUAAUUUAUCCGUCAUACCUGCAGAAGAAAAUGAAGAUGAAGAUUAAUCCAAA
Messenger RNA from Maniola jurtina (meadow brown), 527 nucleotides. RefSeq lists its product as uncharacterized. NCBI's taxonomy places the organism in Eukaryota, Metazoa, Arthropoda, Insecta, Lepidoptera, Nymphalidae. The transcript is spliced from 3 exons. The coding region runs from base 51 to 521 and encodes 156 amino acids. The record is from RefSeq and is a predicted model, not a curated record.